AUGAUUUUUCUCACACUUAUCGCAGGAGCGCAAGCAUCUCUCCAAUUUGCGCAACCUUCGCCUGCUAGCGCCUUUGUCGCCACCACAAUCGCCAUCUUUGCCACAUUCUCUAACUGUUUCCGAAAUCGCUGGUCCGAAACGAACAGCAAUACCCCUCGUCGCGUCAUCAAUACGAAAUCGAGUCGCCACGAUCCUAGAAUGCGCGACGAGGGCGCAGCUAUGCGGGUACAUGUCGAUCUAGCGACCACUGACAAGAAGAACAGCUCUUCCACAUCGGAGCCAGGUUCGUCCAAUGGUGAUGGGACGUCAACAUUUGCAGAUGCAGCCGUAUCACCGAACUCACAUUCUGCCGAGUCGUCUCGGAACCCCUCUUUUCAGAGCUUUAAUGAUGUUGUAGAUUUAGUAUUUAAUCCUUUACGUUCUGUGAUCAGUCAGAAUCGGCGGCGGUACACCGAGGAUGGCUUUAAUCUCGAUUUAACAUAUAUAACCGAUCGAAUAAUCGCUAUGGGUUAUCCAGCAAAAAGUUUAGAGCGUUUAUAUCGCAAUAGCAUGUGUCACACGGUGAAAUUCUUGGAACGCAAUCAUGCUGGACAUUAUAAAGUAUUCAAUUUACGGGGCAACUACUUCUACAAAGUGGAGAAGUUUCACGGACGAGUGGGCCUAUACCAUAUGAAGGAUCACCACCCACCAAGGCUCGAUCUCAUGGAACCUUUUUGCAGAGAGGUCAAUGAAUACUUGAAGGCUGACCCUCGAAAUGUUGUAGCUGUGCACUGUAAAGCUGGGAAGGGGCGAACCGGUGUGAUGAUAUGCGCCUAUCUUGUCUCGAUAAAUUUUUACAAUCUUCCACGUCAAGUGAUGGAUUACUAUUCUAUCGUUAGGACUGUCAACAAUAAGGGUGUAACAAUACCUUCACAACGUCGAUAUGUUUAUUAUUUUUCACAAAUGCACAAAUAUGGUUUGACUUAUACACCGCUACGGAUAGAACUUGUAGGAGUAUAUGUGGAGCGGCCUCCACAACCGGGUGUGACAUUCAAAGGGGACCUCGUAAUGCGGGUAGCUCAAGGCGACAUUGAGAUGUUCACUGGUGCACCGAUUACCAUUUCACGGCAUCAAUGGAGUGAGGAAGAGAAGCUGUGGGCGGGAAAAGUGCCGUUUGGUGAAGACAGCUAUAAUCCAUCGUCACAGAAUUACGAGACGGACAAGACCUGUGUCUCAAGGCGAGCUUGGGGUUGGUCUGUGACGCUCCCGUACCGCGUCUACUUGGAAGGUGACAUUCGUGUUGAUAUAUUUUCUGAAACAACAACCACGGGUUCACGCCUUCGGAAAAAUAAGAAAAAGCGUGAGAAGAUUGGACAUGUUUGGCUGAACACAAUGUUCACUUGUCCUGGCUCUUGUGGAGGGGCUUAUCAACAUGGAGAUGAGAUCUCGCCGUACCCAGAAGGCGCUACCUCGAUAACUAAGUUGAGGACAUCGGCACCGUCGACUUCUACCGCUUGCCCAACCGCCAUAUUCACAUCAUGUUCACCUCCAUCUGCUCCUGCUCCGGUGGCUUCUCGAAAAUCCCAUAGCAGCGAUCCGCAGAUGUCAUCAAUAGAUAGUGGAUAUACAGAUGGCCAAAAGAAACGGAAGACAACUAGUGCGAGUGAUCGAUGGGAAGCGACGAAUCUUGAGCUUCUCUUGCCACCUGGCCUUGAAGAUCAUUGUCCAUAUUCAACAUUAGCAGACAUCUAUGGUGAUGCGAGUAAAGCGCCUAGAUUUGGUAUUGAAGAGCUGCUCCGUAACGCACAUUCCUCCAACCUGGUACGCGACAGCUACAACGAACGUCGGCGGUCUCUUCCUACACGCGGUGAACCGGUCGAUGCAGCUGCAGAGGGUCGUCCUGAAGCAGCAGGCCCUGCAUUGAUACGUCGAAGCCGUGGAGAGCAUGUGCAUGUGUUCCCGUUGAUCGAAGUAGAUCGUGCAUUCAAGAAUGAAAGUAUGCCACCGGAAUUUAAGUUAAUAAUCAUAACUCGGUGUAUCCACUCCAAAGACCAGGUGGCACAAGAGAAAGCUGAGACAGCACUUGCCGAUGCACGUCGUGUUGCUGCUAAGCAUGAGGAGGAGAAGCAGAGCAAAUAUAAGAAAAGCAUAAAUUGUCCUCCGCCGAAUGUGCCAGUUGUUGGAACUGGGCCUUUGCGAACGGCAACAUCAUGGCCUGAGUGCCCACUUCAGGCUGAACAAGCGAAUUCGUCUGCACUUGUGAGUAUUUUGCAUUUUUUAGUAAAUACAUAA
This is a messenger RNA of Cooperia oncophora, 2271 nucleotides long. NCBI's taxonomy places the organism in Eukaryota, Metazoa, Nematoda, Chromadorea, Rhabditida, Trichostrongylidae. The record is from the annotation of a GenBank genome assembly.